AUGAUGCGGGGGUCGUGGGUGGCCCUCGCUGCGCUGUCUGGUACAGCUGCAGGAAUGGGUCUGGGUCAUGGCGCGACCAAGUUUAAGAGAGAUAUCAAGCUAUCUGCUGAGUUGGGUAUCCAUCCGGAUAUUUUGCUUGGGCAGCGGACUUCCGUGGCUGCCGUUGCUGGGGCUUCUCUUGAUCAGAAUGUCAAGGCGGAAUAUGUUUCGCUUCCCAUCGAUCAUAGCAAUCACUCUGUGGGUUUCUACCAGAACAGAUAUUGGGCCUCAACGGACCAUUAUAAAGAAGGAGGACCGGUGUUUAUUUACGACGUCGGAGAGGCCACGGCCGAAAGCUCGGCUCAAGUCCAUCUGGGCAAUUCGUCUUCGUUCUUCUAUCAGAUGCUUGAAGAGUUCGGCGGCGUUGGUAUUGUUUGGGAACACAGAUACUAUGGUGAUUCGCUGCCAUUCCCCGUCAAUAAGGACACUCCAUCGGAGCACUUCCAGUAUCUUAACAAUCGCCAGGCCCUAGCGGAUAUUCCAUACUUCGCGCAGAACUUUACUCGCGAUAGUCUCAAAGAUGUCGAUUUGACUUCCUACGCACAGCCUUGGGUCAUGGUAGGAGGAUCCUACGCCGGCAUGCGCUCUGCAUUCACCCGCAAUGAGUAUCCGGACAGUAUCUUUGCAUCUUUUGCUUCAUCCGCCCCAGUUCAGGCGAAGAUCGACAUGAGCGUUUAUUUCGAUCAGGUGUAUGCUGGACUUGUUGCGUACGGAUACUCCAACUGCACCAAGGAUAUCAAAGCAGCAGUGGAAUACAUCGACGAGCAGCUUUCCAGAAACAAGAGUUCUGCGGCGGCCAUCAAAAAGCAGUUCUUCGGCGAUGGCGCUGAAAACAAUAGCCAUGGUGAUUUCACAGCCGCGCUCACUGGUAUCUUCCAAUACUUCCAGUCAUAUGGUCUGGCCGGUGGCAGUGCUGGUCUGGGAUCCUUCUGUGAGCACAUGGAGACCGACGGAGUCACCGGACGUCCGGCACCACCUACUGGAUUCGCCCGCUUCCGUGGUAAAGAGUAUGCGGCCAAACGGUGGGCCUCAUGGCCAGUAUUUACACAGCUGAUCAACUUCAACUUCGAGACCAACUGCAAGCAACUCGACCCUAGCGAGGACCUGUCUUGUAUUUUGUCCCCUCCAGCCGUUGACCCGGACACCAUCAGUUGGACAUGGCAGUACUGCGACGAAUGGGGAUACUUCCAGACGAUCAACAAGGGGCCUCACGCUCUUCUGUCCAAAUACCAAUCCCUCGACUAUGCGCAGUUUGUGUGCAACCGACAAUUUCCAGAAGCCGCGAAGAGCGGCCUACUACCCCCACAACCCCGAGCCAAGGAGAUGAACCAGCAGACCGGCGGGUGGACAAUUCGUCCGUCCAACGUGUACUGGAGCGGAGGACAAUUCGACCCCUGGCGCACACUCUCCCCUCUUGCGACAGGCAACCUCGCCCCACAGAACGUGGCUUUCACCACCGACAUCCCCGCAUGUAACGUGCAAACAGACGAAGACACGCUGUUUGGAUACAUCAUGGACAAUGCCGAGCACUGUUUCGAUUUCCGCACUUCCUUUGAGCCGGGUAAGCCGUCCCGAAACAACUUUCACCAGGCGUUGAAAAAGUGGCUGCCAUGCUUCAAGCCCACAGAGCAUUAA
This is a messenger RNA of Penicillium nucicola, 1674 nucleotides long. Its product is annotated as putative serine peptidase, family S28. Gene Ontology annotation, biological process: proteolysis. Gene Ontology annotation, molecular function: serine-type exopeptidase activity; dipeptidyl-peptidase activity. Bases 1 to 1674 code for a protein of 557 amino acids. The transcript has 3 exons. Lineage: Eukaryota; Fungi; Ascomycota; Eurotiomycetes; Eurotiales; Aspergillaceae. The record is from RefSeq and is a predicted model, not a curated record.